GGCGCCACGUCAGGAGCUUUUGCGUUUUUCGUCUCAAAACCUGAUUGACAACUACCGUCUCCUUUAUCUCCUCCUCCUAAUCUUUUUAUUUUACGAUUCAUUUUGAAUGAAACUUUUAUGUCGUACCUCACUGAGAGCCCUCAAACUUCUAAUAAUCGACCAUUCGCCACGGAAGUCAUGUAUAUGCUAUUUAGCCGGCUAGCCUAGCAAGCUAGCAGCUGUCAUGUUGCUCAACGUUAGCACGUCAACUUGACAAAAGAAAAACAAAAAGCCAAAACUCACCCGACGACAUUCAUUCAUUCAUUCGUUCAUUCAGUGCCGAAGUUACGCCAAGAUGAGGAGACUAAACAAAAAGAAAGCCUUAACGCUGGUCAGGGAGCUGGACGCCUUCCCAAAAGUCCCCGAGAGCUACGUGGAGUCGUCAGCCAGCGGGGGCACAGUGUCUCUGAUUGCGUUCAGCGCCAUGGCAGUGCUCGCCUUCUUGGAAUUUUUUGUCUACAGGGACACCUGGAUGAAAUACGAGUACGAGGUAGAUAAAGACUUCAGCAGCAAACUGAGGAUAAACAUCGACAUCACUGUAGCCAUGAGAUGCCAGCACAUAGGUGCAGAUGUUCUGGAUCUGGCAGAGACCAUGGUUGCUUCUGAUGGCCUUAAAUAUGAGCCGGUCAACUUCGAGCUGUCGCCACAGCAAAAAAUAUGGCACAUGACUCUUCUUCACAUCCAGGAGCGUCUGCGAGUGGAGCACUCUCUGCAGGACUUGAUCUUCAAGACUGCCAUGAAAGGAUCUCCACCUGCGCAGUCCAGAAGUAUGGACAGCAGCACGUCUCUGACCGCCUGCCGCAUUCACGGACAUUUGUACGUCAACAAGGUGGCCGGAAACUUCCACAUCACAGUUGGAAAGUCCAUCCCUCAUCCACGAGGCCACGCCCACCUAGCGGCUCUCGUCAGCCAUGACAGUUUUAACUUUUCCCACCGCGUCGACCACUUAUCGUUCGGAGAAGACAUCCCGGGCGUCAUCAGCACCUUGGACGGCACAGAAAAAGUCACCACCGACUCCAACCACAUGUUUCAGUACUUCAUCACCAUCGUCCCCACCAAACUAAACACGUACAAGGUGGCAGCCGACACGCAUCAGUACUCCGUCACUGAGAGGGAACGCGCCAUCAACCACGCAGCGGGCAGCCACGGCAUCUCGGGGAUCUUCAUGAAGUACGACAUCAGCUCCCUGAUGGUGAAAGUGAGCGAGCAGCACAUGCCGCUCUGGAAGUUUCUGGUGCGUCUGUGUGGCAUCGUCGGAGGCAUCUUCUCCACCACAGGGAUGGUGCACAGCGUGAUGGGCUUCUUCGUGGACGUGGUCUGCUGUCGCUUCCAAAUGGGAAUCUACAAACCUCUCAAGGGGGAAAAUCCUGUGAAACUGCAGCAGGCAAAGGAGGAAGUGGCGCCCCCUGCUGACACUAAUUUGACUCAGAUGGUCAGCUGACAUCUCAUCACUCAUGCCAACACAGCCGUUUGAACAUUUAUAGUUUUCGAUAACUCAGCCCGCUAGUGGAACAUCAAAUAAAUGCUCACAUGGCUGGAAAGACUUCUGUAAAAGUGUCCCUUAAAAAACAAAACAAACAAAAAAACAUUUUGACCUACUUUAUGUACCAGCUGGUAGAAAAGGAUCACGUUAAAGCCAAACAUUAAAUUGUAAUAAAUCGAAAAAAAUAAAAAGCCACACAGAAGGUGCCUAUGUGUAAAUGUUUAUUAAAUAAAAUCUCUCCACUCAA
This is a messenger RNA of Phycodurus eques (leafy seadragon), 1769 nucleotides long. It is a transcript of the gene ergic2, whose product is annotated as ERGIC and golgi 2. Gene Ontology annotation, cellular component: endoplasmic reticulum; membrane; COPII-coated ER to Golgi transport vesicle. Bases 335 to 1480 code for a protein of 381 amino acids. NCBI's taxonomy places the organism in Eukaryota, Metazoa, Chordata, Actinopteri, Syngnathiformes, Syngnathidae. The record is from RefSeq and is a predicted model, not a curated record. Gene Ontology annotation, biological process: endoplasmic reticulum to Golgi vesicle-mediated transport; retrograde vesicle-mediated transport, Golgi to endoplasmic reticulum. The transcript is spliced from 13 exons.